This is a messenger RNA of Cuscuta epithymum, 2930 nucleotides long. The record is from the annotation of a GenBank genome assembly. NCBI's taxonomy places the organism in Eukaryota, Viridiplantae, Streptophyta, Magnoliopsida, Solanales, Convolvulaceae.
UCCAAUUCAUCUACCAUCUCUCUACUCUACUCUAUCAGCCAAACCAGACGGUCGUACGCUAUAUUGCUCUCCCCAUUUCCAUCUCCUCUUCGCGGACGCAGUCUACACUACGCCGUUCAUCUAACGUCCUGAGCAGUGAAUAGAUCAAGGUUAGAGAGUUAGAGGGUGUUGUUGAGUUCAAAACAUGGUGGCUGACAAUGUGGACAUGGAAGUGGGAACUCUGGAUAUUGGCAUGGAAUAUAGAACAGUUUCAGGAGUUGCCGGCCCAUUGGUUAUCCUUGAUAAAGUGAAGGGACCCAAGUAUGAAGAGAUUGUUAAUAUUCGUUUAGGAGAUGGAUCUACCCGACGUGGACAAGUUCUGGAAGUUGAUGGAGAGAGAGCUGUUGUUCAGGUUUUUGAGGGAACUUCUGGAAUUGACAACAAAUUUACAAGAGUGCAGUUUACUGGGGAGGUUUUGCAAACUCCUGUCUCUUUGGACAUGCUUGGUCGCAUUUUUAAUGGUUCCGGUAAACCAAUUGACAAUGGUCCUCCUAUCCUUCCCGAGGCUUACAGGGAUAUUUCUGGGAGUUCGAUAAAUCCUAGUGAGAGAACCUAUCCUGAAGAAAUGAUUCAAACGGGAAUUUCAACGAUAGAUGUCAUGAAUUCAAUUGCCAGAGGACAGAAAAUCCCUCUCUUUUCUGCAGCUGGUCUUCGUCAUAAUGAAAUUGCUGCGCAAAUUUGUCGCCAGGCUGGUUUGGUAAAGCGGCUUGAGAAAUCUGAUAAUCUACUAGAAGGUGGUGAAGAAGACGAUUUUGCCAUUGUCUUUGCUGCUAUGGGAGUUAACAUGGAGACAGCUCAGUUUUUUAAACGUGAUUUUGAAGAAAAUGGUUCAAUGGAGAGAGUGACCCUUUUCUUGAAUUUGGCUAAUGAUCCGACUAUUGAACGUAUCAUUACUCCUAAGAUUGCUCUUACAACUGCAGAAUACUUGGCAUACGAGUGUGGGAAGCAUGUUCUUGUGAUAUUGACAGAUAUGAGUUCAUAUGCCGAUGCUCUUCGAGAGGUAUCUGCUGCUCGAGAAGAAGUGCCCGGAAGACGUGGAUAUCCCGGUUAUAUGUAUACUGAUCUGGCGAGAAUCUAUGAGCGAGCUGGUCGAAUUGCAGGAAAAAAAGGCUCCAUCACACAGAUUCCUAUUCUGACUAUGCCUAAUGAUGAUAUUACCCAUCCCACUCCUGAUUUGACGGGUUAUAUCACUGAAGGGCAAAUAUACAUCGAUAGACAACUUCAAAACCGGCAGAUAUACCCACCAAUCAAUGUGCUUCCAUCUUUGUCUCGUUUAAUGAAGAGUGCUAUUGGGGAGGGUAUGACUCGAAGGGACCAUUCGGAUGUUUCAAACCAGUUGUAUGCAAACUAUGCCAUUGGGAAGGAUGUGCAAGCAAUGAAAGCUGUGGUUGGAGAGGAAGCUCUUUCUUCUGAAGACCUGCUAUACCUAGAAUUUCUUGACAAAUUUGAGAGGAAGUUUGUGGCCCAAGGAGCAUAUGAUACUCGCAACAUCUUCCAGUCACUGGAUUUGGCAUGGACGCUUCUCCGAAUCUUCCCCCGUGAACUUCUAAACCGUAUCCCAGGGAAGACCCUUGAUCAGUUUUACAGCAGGGAUGCAACAAGUUGAGAUGUGCGAGAAGCUCUACAUGUUGGUAUGAGUGGGCUUGACGAUGAUUGUCAUAAUAUGUUUGUUUUCUAAUAAUGCCACUUCAUGUCACUAGGUUCCAUACCUCCACCUCCUAGUUUUCAGCAUAAUCAUCCAAGAAUAAACGUCCGAAAAUCGCACUCUGGGAUUUAAGUGAUUCUUUCAAUGAUCUGUAGUUUGUGUUGUGUUUUAUCCCCCCUCUUAGUUUGUGACAUGACAGGUUUUCCGUAUGUAAUACAGUAUUUCUCAAGGAGGGACAUGUGAACAAGGGAGCUGCCCUUUGUUUGGCGUAUUUUUUGUAAUUAUUUCGACAACAAUUUCUUCUUCAGAUUUGUAAUAAAUGACCCCCCUCGAAGGCUCGAACACCUUCAUUUGAGCACAAUGUUCUUUACUUUGAAGUAUGGUUGGACUCGGGCCCAGUUCGGGCCUGGGCCCGGCUGGGCCUCGGGCCAGAAAAUUGGGGCCCGAGCCCGAACCGCCGGUGGCCGGUUCCGGUUCCGGGCCAAAUCGGGCCAGGCCGGGCCGGGCCAAACUGGCCCAUUUAUUUUUUGGUUCUCCUAUUAACCCCCUACCCCUACCCCUCAACCCCAAACCACCUCAAAUGGCCCAAAAUACCUAAUCCAACCCAAAACUUAAAAAAAUUUCAAAAAAAAAAAAAAAAAUUAAAAUCCGGCCCGAACCGGCCGGGCCGGUUCGUCUAAAGCAGGGCCUGAGCCCGGACCGCCCAUCACCCGGGCCGGGCCAAACCGAACCGCUGGACCAACCGGGCCCCGGGCCGGGCCGGGCCAAACAGUAACCGGGCCGGGCCGGUUCCGGGUCGGGCCGCCCGGCCCGAGUCCACCCCUACUUUGAAGUGGUUUUAGCUUUAAGGAUUCCAUUAUUAUUUUUUAUUUACUUUUUUUGCUUUUAGCAACAUAUGGGGUGAUAGGGGGGAGGGUUCAUGAAAUUGGAAACUGAACUGCUAAGAAAAUUAAAGAACACAAAAAACUGAAACUGAACCCAACAAGUUGAACUAUAGUUUAAUAAUUUUAAGAGUCAAUUCCCUAAAUAGGACUAAAAAGUGGCAAAAUUGCACAAAUAGGACUACAUUUUUUAAAUUCCCUUAAUAGGAUUAUUUAUGUGUGUUUGGCCAAAUAUACCCUUGUAACUUGUGAAAUGUUUUAAUUAAUAAUAAAAUCAUACAAAAAUAAUAAAAAUCGAAAAAAAUACUAAAAAUCGUAAAAAGAUAAUAGAAAAUUAAUAAAAAUAUUUUUAAAAAAAAUUAAAA